Molecule: messenger RNA, 2850 nt
Organism: Heterocephalus glaber (naked mole-rat)
Lineage: Eukaryota; Metazoa; Chordata; Mammalia; Rodentia; Bathyergidae
Gene: Arr3
Product: arrestin 3
Biological process (GO): G protein-coupled receptor internalization; visual perception; signal transduction
Molecular function (GO): G protein-coupled receptor binding
Source: RefSeq, a predicted model, not a curated record
UUUCCUUUUCUCUUUCUUUUAAAACUUUUAACAUAAAGGAGAUUAAAACUUUUACUGUUAGACAAAUGUAUUACUCUUUUUCUUAAUGAUCGGACUGUCUUGAUUGUAUUACAUUGCCUCUCUUUGUCUUCCUGUGACCCAGUUAAGGUCUCCUUUUCCACUCAGGCCUGACAGGUCACUCUCUUCCUCCUUUGCCUGCAGUGUUCGUCAUGUUGACAUGGGCUUUUCGCUAUGGCCGUGAUGACUUGGAUGUCAUUGGUCUGACAUUCCACAGAGAUCUGUAUGUACAGACUCAGCAAGUGGCUCCAGCUGAGCUCAACAGCCCCCAGGUUCCCCUCACAGUCUUACAGGAGCAACUGCUACACAAGCUGGGAGACAAUGCCUACCCCUUUACCCUGCAGAUGGUUACCAACCCUCCCUGUUCAGUGACACUGCAGCCAGGUCCCAAAGACUUGGGAAAGGCUUGUGGGGUUGACUUUGAAGUGAAGAGUUUCUGUGCUGAAAACUCCCCUGAGGAGAAAACCUCUAAGAAAGACUCUGUGCAGCUGGUUGUCCGGAAAGUGCAGCUUGCACCCUUGGAGUCAGGCCCUGGCCCCUAUGCCCAGACCAUCCACCGCUUCCUUCUGUCAGCUCAGCCCCUACAACUCCAGGCCUGGAUGGACAGGGAGGUUCACUACCAUGGAGAACCCAGCUCUGUCAGUGUUUCUAUCAACAACUGCACCCACAAAGUCAUCAAAAAAAUCAAGAUUUCAAUUGACCAGAUCACAGAUAGUUCUCUAGACAAGUACACCAAGACUGUGUUCAUUCAGGAAUUCACGGAGACUGUAGCUACUAACUCCAGUUUCUCCCAGAGCUUUGCAGUCACCCCACUCCUGGCCAACUGCCAGAAACAAGGCCUGGCACUGGAUGGCAAAUUCAAGCAUGAAGAUACCAAUCUGACCUCUAGCACAAUUCUUCGACCUGGAAUGAACAAGGAGCUGCUGGGGAUCCCGGUGUCCUACAAAGUCAGAGUCAACCUGAUGGUGUCUGGAGGCAUCCUAGGAGAUCUGAUAGCCAGUGAUGUUGGUGUUGAGCUGUCCCUGAUCCUGAUCCACCCAAGGCCAUCUCAUGAGGCUGCUAGCUCUGAGGACAUAGUCAUAGAGGAGUUUACUAGGCAGGAACAAGGCGGAGCCGAGACCCAGAAGGCUUUGGCUGCGGAGGGAGAUGAGGAGAGCUGAGCACCUAGAUCUGACGCUCCUCUGUGUGGGAGCCCCACUGUAAUGCUCUAAUAAAUCCUUUGGUCCAGACGUGCCUAUCACUGUCCUUGCUAUUUCCUCCUCGUGAAGAGUACUGAGAAUGAUCCUUCCCUUCCAACUCCCCUCUCCUUACUCCCGUGAUUGUACUAUCCUUAGCACAUACUUUUCCCCUCUGUGGCCUCAGACUUCUCUCUGGCAUUGUAGCCCGCCUUCCCUCCAUGGAUCCUUCAGUCUUCUCUCUGGCUGUGGCCAUCCUCAUCCCCACCCCAUCAUCCUACUCUUCGGAUCACCCUACUGCUGUAGGUUGUGGCGCUGCAAGAGCCUGGGAGUAAGCUGAGAGGACAGGGCCGCGCCUAGACCUGGGUCCAUCCUCACUGCCAUUGGGGAGACAGCAGGUGGCAAAGGGCCAAAUGGGGGAAGCCAGUUUUGCUCCCCACCCCCACCUGCUGCAAUGUAUGCUUUUGGACCCUGUGAGACCGGAAGCAGAGACUGGAGGUUUUGGCCUGGAGACCAACAUGAAAUACAAAUACCAGGCUCUGUGCCAAUCCAAAUCAAUAUUCUGGGAGAGCAGAGCAGCCAGUGCUGGUCUGGGUUGGGCUUUGGAGAUGGGAAGGUUGAAUGGUAUGAAGUGGGAUGGGAGCUUCUCCUGGAAAUGGAGUUCCUCCUCUUUGGGAGUUUGGAGUAUGUGUGUGUUGGAGGUAGGGGUUCAUGGAGACUGAUGGGGAGAAAGGGCAAUGGUUGGGCUAUUUAACUCCCUCUCCUACAAUGCCGAAGACAUCCAUCCUCAUCUGCUUCAUGAAGGAAAGAUUGGACUGUUUCUUUGGCCAACUCACUUGGAGUGCUUUUCCUGUUAUCCGUUGGAAGGGCUGGUAAGUUGAGCCAGGACAACCUCCUUAAGGGGCAUUCUCUACUUGUGGUUCUAAGACUGCUUGGUAUUGGGAAUAGAGGAGGGGGGGGUCAUGGAAAGUAUGAUUCUCUGUUGCAGGCAACUACUGGAAUUAACUUCCAGUCUAAGACCAUGCACUUAGUGGACCCAAAAGUGUUAAAAGUUCAUACCAUUAACUCUAUUCCUUAACCCCUUCAGCUCAUUAACAGGUUAGCAUUUCCCCAAAUUAGCCUCCCUCAAAUUACCAAACCCUGUGAUGAUUCUUAUUCUCUCUGCCCUUAUUUAUCUCCAACUGUAACAUAAAGUUUAAGAUGCUGUGAACCCUUAAAUCUGCUGUUCUACAGGGUGUUUCCUUAAUCACAAUAGUAUCUUGGGAUUGGCUAGACCUGUCCUAGAACUUGGUUUGAGGCAACAGCAGCCACUUUUCAGAUAUCCAGUCUCCUCUUAGGUUCUAGUUUUUUUGUUUUGUGGUACUAGAUUGAACCUAGGGCUUUUGCACUUGGCUACAUCCCCAGAUCUUCCUUUUUUAAAGACAGUCUCAUUAAGUAGCCCAGGCUAAGCUUGAACUUGUGAUCCUCCUGUCAACCUCCCAUAGGGCUGGGAUUCCAGCUAUGCAGCAUCCUAGUGCUGGGAUUAAAGAGUUAGGUACUAGCUCUUAAAAAGCUAGUUUCUUUUCCAUUUUUGCCAUCUUCCUCCUAAAUAUUUGUUUUAUACAGGUUCAGCUGCAGU